Messenger RNA from Harmonia axyridis, 4081 nucleotides. RefSeq names its product C-terminal-binding protein (gene CtBP). Bases 620 to 2011 code for a protein of 463 amino acids. NCBI's taxonomy places the organism in Eukaryota, Metazoa, Arthropoda, Insecta, Coleoptera, Coccinellidae. The transcript is spliced from 6 exons. Gene Ontology annotation, molecular function: oxidoreductase activity, acting on the CH-OH group of donors, NAD or NADP as acceptor; transcription corepressor activity; NAD binding. The record is from RefSeq and is a predicted model, not a curated record.
CGAAAACAGCAAACGGUAUACACAAUCCAGUGCCGCGCCGCCAUCUUGAAGUGGAAUGAGUGGGGGCUACAGCUUAGUGAGCACCUAGCGUUGUACAAGAAAUUACGAAAGUGGCCUAUAAGACUGUAAAUUUAAGAAAAUAGUGUUUACAAAUUGAAAAAAUACCUCAUUGUGUCAUAUGAUAACCGAAACGUGUUUUAGUUUGUGUGUUUUUCCUUUGGCGGACUUUGCAGACCUGAAAAUUUAACAGCGUGGCUACACUCUACAGCUUGUCUUUGUUUCUGUUAUUAAGAUUCCAGAGUGGUCCACGAAACUGGUUGGAUUAAUCGAAGUCUUUCAAAGGUAGUCCUUAUGGUUUACAAUGGAUCAAGAACGUGGUCGCGUAGUGUAACCUAGUUCCUAUUACGGAACGGUCCGCUGUGGGACAGGUGGAACAGCAACGGGCCGGCCAAGUGUCUACAGGGCGUGCGUUGUGUGCGUGUGUGGACCGUGUGCGUGUGUUAGAGACGUGCGCGUACGUCGUGCGUGUUCGUGUGUAGUGUGUGUACAGCAACAAGGCUGCGUUGUAUGUCGCAAAGAUACAGUGCGCACCUUUUUUAACCGUUAAGUUAGUCGACCAAUGGACAAACGCAAAAUGAUGCCAAAAAGGCCUCGUGUUGCUGGGCCAAUUUCGAAUGGCCCGAUGCAGACGCGCCCCCUUGUGGCCCUCCUCGACGGCAGGGACUGCUCGAUAGAAAUGCCCAUACUAAAAGACGUCGCGACGGUGGCAUUCUGCGACGCACAGAGCACAAGCGAAAUACACGAGAAAGUGUUGAACGAGGCUGUCGGCGCGUUGAUGUGGCACACCAUCAUACUGACCAAGGAGGACUUGGAGAAGUUCAAAACGUUGCGUAUCAUCGUGCGCAUCGGUAGCGGCGUGGACAACAUCGACGUGAAGGCGGCCGGUGAAUUGGGCAUCGCAGUUUGUAAUGUGCCAGGCUACGGAGUCGAGGAGGUGGCGGACACCACCCUCUGCCUCAUCCUCAACCUAUACAGAAGAACGUACUGGCUGGCAAACAUGGUGCGCGAAGGAAAGAAAUUCACGGGGCCGGAACAGGUCCGUGAGGCGGCCCAGGGCUGCGCCAGGAUACGAGGAGACACGCUCGGUAUAGUGGGCUUGGGCAGGAUAGGAUCAGCCGUUGCCCUGCGCGCCAAAGUUUUCGGUUUCAACGUGAUAUUCUACGACCCCUAUCUGCCCGACGGUAUUGAGAAGAGUCUGGGCUUGACGAGGGUCUACACAUUGCAGGAUCUACUCUUUCAAUCGGAUUGCGUAUCUCUCCAUUGCACCCUGAACGAGCACAACCACCAUCUUAUCAACGAGUUCACGAUCAAACAGAUGAGACCUGGUGCCUUUUUGGUUAACACAGCGAGAGGUGGACUAGUGGACGAUGAUGCUCUGGCGCAGGCCCUCAAACUCGGCAGGAUACGUGCGGCGGCUCUGGACGUGCACGAGAACGAGCCGUUCAACGUGUUCACGGGGCCGCUCAAAGAUUCGCCUAACCUCCUCUGCACGCCUCACGCCGCCUUCUAUAGCGAGGCCUCUGCCACCGAGCUCAGGGAGAUGGCAGCGUCCGAGAUACGACGCGCCAUUAUGGGCAGGAUUCCGGAUAAUCUCCGGAACUGCGUGAACAAGGAGUAUUUCAUGGUUUCCGGUGCUUACCCGGAAGGUAAGGACGCCUACCUUCUUACCCCCAAAUUUGGAAAUUCAGAGUUACCUUUCACACCAGCUGGCGUAAAUGGCGGCUACUACCAAACAGGCGGCGCAUUGCCGGUGCAACAGGCGCACUCUACGACGACGCACGAGGCGCCGCAUCCUGUGACCCCGAGCGCGGCCCCCCCUACUCCGCAGCCAGCCCCACCGGUGGGGCCUGUUGUUCCGCCCCAUGCUCUAAUGAAUCUUUUGCAGCCUCUAAGCACAGCGGAUCCUGCCAACCACCACGUCCCAAAGCCGGAGCCGUCUGAAGUGCAUUAGCAGCAGCAGCAUCAUCAGCAGCACCAUCAGCAGCGCCGUUGUAGAUGAGAGAAAGAGAGGGAGAAAACGAUACCGGUUUCUCUUCACCUUGCGCCUCCUAUUUUAACAUUUUCUUCGUAAUAUUUCCAAAGCUCUGGGCCUGGCAGGUUGACGAGAUCGGAUGUUAGAUCGAACCUAGUGAGUGUGUAUGUGUGUAAGAAGGAUCGGCCGAUGAAUUAAAAAAUUUGUUCUUAAAAAAAUAAAUCUGAUUUGAGUUUCAGUGUUUUCAUGAACCGUUUUAGUGUUUAUAUACAUAUCGUGACUUCGGUAGGCUGUUUUUCCCAACGAUGGAUGUUUGUUCGGAAAAUCGAAAUAUCUGCUGUGGGACAUCAAUUUAAUGGUUAAUUUUUUUUGAUAUUUCGGUGGACAUUUCUCAUUUCUUUCAAAUUUUUAUCUGAACCUGUUGGCUGACUACUACUUUGCUUUCAUUAGUUAACUAUAACGUUGAUAUGUUGAAAAAUAAAGGAAUAACUCCGAUAAAUCCAUUUUCUGAAACAAACCCCCUGGCGUUUAUUUUUUUUUACAUCACAAAUUAUUUUGUAAGCACUUGAAACGCAUUUUUAGAAUCCCUUGCUCUGUCCGAUUGAUUUUUCUUUUUAAAAAAAAUUAUUUUUAAUGAUCUAAAUCAAAAUAAUAUUGAUGUAAAUAUAACUUAGGAUUUUACGAUGUAUUUUUUUUUUGUCAUUGCGGAACUAACAAGAGAUUUCUUAAGAAUGAGCCAUGUAAAGAUUUAUCUUAAUGAUAUGACUUCCUGCUUUCAAACUAUAUCUUGGUGCCUCAAAUAAGCAAUUUCAUAAGAGUUAAAUAGAUAGAACAAGGAAUAAAAAAUUCGUUUAUUUAAAAGAAAAAUGUUAUUUUUGAUUGAAUAUCAAGUGAUUGUAAAAAGACGACUAGUUUUCUCAAUUUGGAAGAAGGAAGUGAUUCUAAAAAAAAUUCAGUCCAUUUUUUGUAAAGAAUGACAACUUAGCUUUUUAUAUAUACUCUGUUCAUAAAGUUUUAUACGAAGCUCAUAACUUUCAACUGUAGUGGAGCUUCGUUAGAAACUUGAAAUUUUAGAAUAUUAGUUUAAAUAAUGAAAUUUCUAAAUUUCACAAGUAGUUAUGUAAAUCAUAUUUAGUUUUAGAUCUUUUAUCAAACAAGUGCAUUAUUUUUUGAAUGAUAAGUAUGAUUAGGUGAACUGCCACAUUUUCUAUCUAAAAUUAAUACAAAUAGGUUUCUGUUGAACGAUAGUAGCAUAAAAUGAAACUGAGAUAUUCAUCUUAUGGCGAUUUAUUCGCCUUCACUGGAAAUUCCCCUCAACGAUGGAAAAUGUCGCAAUUAGUAUGAAUGUGAGAAUGGCCCAUAUUUUCUGUUGAUGAACACUAGAAAAGAUUAAACUUAUUAUAUUGAUUGGUAAUAUAUGAGAUAUAUAAUGAGACUUGUGUUUUAAAAAUGUUGUAAACCAGUGUGAAAUUGGUUUCAAAAGUGAACUACUAAAAAAAAUGGAACAAUUUUCAGGUGAAGUGCAGUUAAGUUUCGUUUCGUAAAUGUAGAAUAAAUUUAGUGAUAAUUGUCGAUGAUUUCAGUGAUAACUUUCAAACUGCUUCAAGUGGAAAUGCAUACUUUUGUUCGGUCGCUUUUUCUACUAUUAUAAACCCAUAACUUUCUUGUUUUAAAUCUCUUCGAUUCUAAAAUAAAAAAAAAGAGCUCCAAAUCUUAUUUCAUGUCAGUUUUAGUUCGUUUCAUCUCGUCAUUUGGAAAAUCCAACUCAUAGCAAAAUUUACGUAGUUUUGAACAUUCCAAAAAGGGUUUUACAGACUAAAUGAAAACAGUUAUGGUGUGCUAUUUGCUAAGUAUAUUUUUAUAUAAAUCAUUAUUAAUCUCGAAAUGUAGAAAAUGGUUCACCUGUGCUGAUCAACAACAAAGUAAAAACAAAGAAAAAAGCUCGAACAAGGGAAUGCAUUUUCUUCAGGUACACAAUAGAUCAGCAUGUCAAAAAAAUGUAGGGCUAAUGGACUUCCACAUUUUGAAAAUAAAUAUCUUUAAAGUGAA